Anguilla rostrata (American eel) is the source of this 3254-nucleotide messenger RNA. RefSeq names its product major facilitator superfamily domain containing 13A (gene slc68a1a). Lineage: Eukaryota; Metazoa; Chordata; Actinopteri; Anguilliformes; Anguillidae. The transcript is spliced from 9 exons. The record is from RefSeq and is a predicted model, not a curated record. Bases 332 to 1858 code for a protein of 508 amino acids.
GUCAGCUAGCUAACUUCAGCCAAGCAGCUAGCCACAAUCAUGAACGAAAGACCCAGCGCCAGUGGGAGGAGGGUUGUCAGGUGACGUGAUUAAAUUUCAAGGCUCCGAAUCUGCCAUUGCUUGUUUAAAGAGGAAGAGAGUGGCGGGUGAGGAGCUGAAAAGUGGCCGUGGAAAUUCUAAUGGUUCUAUUGGGACAUCCUCAAGCGCUCAACAUAUCGAGGAUCGUGAGCUGACCCAAUGGGACGGCUCCAAAAGGGCGUGGCACGGCGGCCAAGGGACCAACCGUGAGAGAGAGAGAGAGAGAGAGAACGAGAGCGAGAGAGAGAGAAGGAUGGGCCUGAGAGUAUGGAGCUGCUGGCUGGGUAUAUCCACGGCCGUGCUGUACGGCUCCCUGUCCCUCUUCAUCUCCAUCCUGCACAAUGUCUUCCUCCUCUACUAUGUGGAGACCUUCGUGUCCGUCUACAAGAUCGACAAGGUCUCCUUCUGGGUUGGAGAGACCGUGUUCCUGAUAUGGAACAGCCUGAAUGACCCCCUGUUCGGCUGGCUGAGCGACCGCUCCUUCCUUGGGUCUCCACAGUCAGGUCCUCAGAUUUCGUCCCCGGAGGUGGUGGUACGGCGGCUGCGCUCGGUGUCCCGGCACGGGCCGCUCUUCGCCCUCUCCUUCCUGGCCUUCUGGGUGUCGUGGGCGCGGCCGGCGCUGCAGUUCCUGGUGUGCCUCUGCCUGUACGACGGCUUCCUGACGGCGGUGGACCUCAACCACAGCGCCCUGCUGGCGGACCUGGCGGUGUCGGCCUCCGACCGGGCGCAGCUCAACUUCUACUGCUCGCUGUUCAGCGCCGUGGGCUCGCUCUCCGUCUUCCUGUCCUACUCCUUCUGGGACAAGGACAACUUCUUCUCCUUCCGGCUCUUCUGCGUGGCGCUGGCGGGCCUCUCGGCGCUGGGCUUCGCCGCGGCCUCCCGGCUCCUGCGGCGGAAGUUCGAGGGCGAGGCGCGGCUGAAGCAGGACGAGGCCGCCGCGCUCCGGGAGCUAUGUAUUGGCCAGGCUCCUUUGGCACAAGAGAAGUCGGUCACCCUUGGGGAGUAUCUGAGCCAGCUCUCCAAGCACAAAAACUUCAUGUGGUUUGUGUCCAUGAACCUUGUUCAGGUGUUUCACUGCCAUUUCAACAGCAACUUUUUCCCGCUCUUCCUGGAGCACCUUCUAUCGGACAGGAUCUCUCCUUCCACCGGAUCCAUCCUGCUGGGAAUCUCAUACAUCGCCCCCCAUGUGAACAACCUGUACUUCCUGACGCUGUGCAAGCGCUACGGGGUGUACCAGGUCGUUCGCUGGCUCUUCCUCCUGAAGCUGGCCCUCAGCGGCGCCAUGAUGCUGGCAGGGGCCGACCAGAUCUACCUGCUCUGCGUCUUCAUCGCCAGUAAUCGUGUCUUCACGGAAGGCACCUGUAAGCUGCUGAACCUGGUGGUCACGGACCUGGUGGACGAGGACUUUGUGCUGAACCGGCGGCAGCAGGCUGCCUCCGCGCUGCUCUUCGGCAUGGUGGCCCUGGUGACCAAGCCUGGCCAGACCUUCGCCCCCCUCAUCGGCACCUGGCUGCUGUGCGUCUACACAGGAUACGACAUCUUCGAGCGGGGCGCGGCGAAGGAAGCGGCGUCCGCGGCGGAGGCCGUCGCCGGCCCGGCGCAGGCGGUCACCCUGCAGCAGGGCUGCUUCUACCUGCUGGUGUUCGUGCCCAUCACCUGCGCCCUGCUGCAGCUGCUGGCCUGGUCCCGCUUCACCCUGCACGGCAAGCGCCUGCAGAACGUCAAGGCUCUGCGCCAGGGCGCCCAGCACUGCCGUCCCGCCGACGUCAAGGCCGUCUGACCCCGGAGCGCGCCGAGAGCCGGGGCGUACCACUGCCACUGAAGGGGCGGGGGGGUCCGUGCAUCCCACUGCCAAGGGACACCUGCCUUAUUUUGAUACGAAGAACCAAUGAGUGUCUGUUGAGUGUCUAUUUAUGUACCAGACUGAUUACUGAAAUGGGGGGGGGAAUAGCACGAAUUGAAGGACUGUACCAAUGCUGCUGGGCACAGCAGGGGCGCGUGUAAGACCUGGCGAUGGGAGGAGCUCCCGUUUACGUCGCGCGCCUCAUAGCCGAGGCUGCUAGCACAGCGCCGUCGUCGCCCCGGACGGCAGGCCCUGCUUGGUCCCCAAAUUGCGUACGUUGCUUUAGUGUGUGUGUGUGUGUGUGUGUCCGUGUCUGUGUCUGUGUCGUUCAGCGAAGGAACAAUAUCUUUAAGAUUUGUGAAACAUUUCGAAACAUUCCAAAACUCCACAGGCGUGGAUCUGGUCUUCGAUGCGCCAAGUCGAGUCCCAGAGGCAGCGCUGUGGAGGCAUUCAAGGGGUUGAACCCACACUUCUGUGCCUGACUUUCCUGUUUAAGGGAGCCCAAGUGCACAGUCAGUAUUAACCCGCAGAACCGAUAACACAAGGUUCUGUUGUCGGGGGCGACGUCCCGAUGGCCACGCUCUCUGGGUGUCAGCCUGCACUACACACAGAUGGCCCAACUAAUAUUUUGAUAAAAAAAUAUGAGUCUAUUGUCUUGUACUAAAUUAUUUUCUUACUCUCUUCUCACUUUUGAAGGUCACAGCACGGUGACUAUUCUUGCAGAACUUGUUGACUUGUUUGUUUCAUGUAAGUGUAAACCCUGAGAAAAAGGUCUGUUUGUAUUGGUUCGAGUUAUAGAAGGUGCCUGUGGUUUUUAAGUACAGUUUUUAAAUGUGGCUCUGUUUAGAAACCAUUACGAAUGCGCACUGGGUCCAGUUUUGAUGCGAGUGCCCGUUUGCCUGUCCGCCUGACCUCCUGCCACAGUGUCUCCUACGUACAUUCCUCAAAGUUCUCAUCAAAAUGUUUAUUUCAAUGAGACUGCUUAAUUCAGACAUUUUGUAUGAGCCAUGUGUGUCAGUGAGUCUUAAAUCCAAAUGAUAAUAAGGAAAUUUACAAAUGUUUACAUUUUCUACGAUGGUUGAAGUCGUUUACGAUUGUGGUUAAUCCCCAUAUAAUUUAAACAUCUGAAGACACUUUAAACCCAUGCAUUGAAAGUGAAAUUGAAUCAUUGAAUGACAAAACAGGGUUUUGUCCCUCAAUCAUUUUUACAGGGCACAAUCAAGAUCCCCUCUCUUUUCCAAAAAAAUAAAUGGAAAUCCCUGCUCAAUGUAGCAUGUACCAUUUUCAUACCAUGUUGUUUUGUAAUAAAUUAAUAAAUAUUAUUUGCCUCUGA